GCCUCACGUGCUUCGGAGGUUUAUCUGUCUCGUUCGGAGCGCUGACGCUACAUCAUGCUCACGCUUUGGAUUCUGGGUUUUACGUUAGCAGUGGCUUUGGCCGAUGUUAGUCAUCUAGGCUAUGACUACAAAGUCCCACAAACCUCUUAUGGAUAUCCAUCAUACCAACUAGGUGAAAGUUCCUCUCACCAACAAAGCUCUAAAUUAGGCGAUAUCUCUGGAUUUUCCGGGUCGUCCGGGCUGUCCGGGUCGUCCGGGCUGUCCGGGUUGUCCGGGUUGUCCGGGCUGUCCGGAUUAUCUGGACUAUCUUCCGGUUACAGCUAUAAAGGGUCAAGCUUGGGAUCCACUUUUGGUUCGACUGGCUACCGAAACCAUGCAUCUGGAUCUGGAUAUUACUUUGGUGACGCUAAUUCGGCUGGCAGUGGAUUAACCAAUAACUACUACCCAUAUUAUUCUACCUCUGGCGCUGGUUUCAACGGAUUGUACUAUCCGAUUUCUACCAGCAGUGGCUCGAACUCGGAAGUCUCAGUUAGCCCGAUAUAUUCUACAAUCGGAGCUGACCUAUCGCAAAGCUUGAUUCCUACCUAUAAUUAUAAUCAAUACAAAACAAGUGCUGCCAGCAAAUAUCAAGAACACUACGUACAACAACAACCAACUCAAGUCUACAAGCACUUCUAUGUACACGCUGCUCCUGAAGAACCCGAAAUACCAAGACCACGCCCUCCUAUUGUACUCCCGCCUGCCCAAAAACACUAUAAAAUCAUUUUUGUAAAAACACCUUCUCAAACCCGUACUCCCCAAAUUAUUCCCGUACCCCAACAACAGGAAGAGAAAACUAUUGUUUACGUCUUGUCCAAGAAACCCGAAGAAGUCCAAGAUAUUCUUGUACCAAAAAUUGAACAAAAACCACCAAGCAAACCUGAGGUGUUCUUCGUCAAGUACAAAAAUAAGGAAGAUUCGCAAGCGGUCAUUAACAACAUCGUUAACGACUACAACAAAGAACAGUCUGUAUCUUUUUCCGGGCUUGACGAUUCACCACAAAACGUCUUUGGGUCUGGAGCUCAGACCAUACUUGACUCUGGUUCUAACUUCGGAUCCGGUUCUCUUGGAGUCUUUGGAGUAUCAUCACCUUCUCCUAUUCCACUUGGGCACUACACGGAACAGCUGUCUGAUUCCCCAGUAGAAAUCCCUGCUUCUGUGGGCAGCUUCGGAACUCAAACAGUUGCUGUUAAUCAACCUUCUGGUUCUGAUUCAUUUAGCGCUCAUCCUUCUUUAAGCCUUUCUGACUCUAGCGUUCUCAGUAACUCCCCUAUUUCAAGCAUCUCUUCCGUGUCCAGCGUACCUGAAAGCAGCACGGCUAUCAGUGGCAGCGGUACAGUUAGCUCCACGCCCUCUAGUCUCUUGUUGGACGAUGUGAAUACUAUAUCUACUAGUCAAGGAGUCCCACAUGAAACCUACGGACCUCCAAAAUUCCGUGCUAAUUAAAAUUUGUAAUGUACAUUAAAUAGCAGUUUUUCACUAUUAUAAUACUCUAUAUAUUAUUGUGAACAUGUACCUAC
Bombyx mandarina (wild silkworm) is the source of this 1559-nucleotide messenger RNA. RefSeq lists its product as uncharacterized. Gene Ontology annotation, cellular component: chitin-based extracellular matrix. The record is from RefSeq and is a predicted model, not a curated record. Lineage: Eukaryota; Metazoa; Arthropoda; Insecta; Lepidoptera; Bombycidae. Gene Ontology annotation, biological process: chitin-based cuticle development. Gene Ontology annotation, molecular function: structural constituent of chitin-based larval cuticle.